Molecule: messenger RNA, 921 nt
Organism: Entelurus aequoreus (snake pipefish)
Lineage: Eukaryota; Metazoa; Chordata; Actinopteri; Syngnathiformes; Syngnathidae
Exons: 3
Coding region: 1-798 (265 amino acids)
Source: RefSeq, a predicted model, not a curated record
AUGUCCGAAUACCCAGGGUGUGCACGGUCCGUCUAUGGCCCAGCGGGCUCGCACUCACGUCUCAUUGAGCCCCCCCGGGUGUCUAGUACCCAGUCUGUGGAUCCAGAGGCCUUCCGCCCGCCUCCGUUGGGCGGCACUCCAUCUGGAGUUGGCUUGGACCACACACGCCCGGACAGAAGCCCACCCGUGCCGGAUAAAGUGUUGGACAAGCGGCCGGAAGACCUUACCGCUGUGGCGAUUGACCAGCCAAGGGAUGUUCCGCAAGGGAGCGCUGCUCCGGGCCGAGGGCGGAUCUCCGGUGGAACUGAUCCGAGCCCUGACAAGCAGAUCACCCAGGCUGGGAUUUUUGCGGUAGGCCGAGACCAGAUAAUAGUCCUUCAGUUUGCCGCUUUUCUCCACAAAGGUACAAAAGUUACCCUUGACCCUUCUGGAAACCUGUACCGCCGCAGGCGAGAAGGUUGUAAUGAGGGGGAUCAUGUGUUUACCAGGGGGAGGCUUCUUCUGGUCCAGGAAGCACCUGAACUGUCUCCUGAGGAAGGAUCUGGAAUACCCUCUCUUCCUCAGGGCCGUGAACAGGGCUCCCAUGGCCGUUACAAAGUCCUCCCGCCUGGUGCAGAUCCGGUGGAACCUCAGCAGCUGGGACUUCACCAAUCCCGCGUAGGUGUGUCGGGGGUGGAAGCUGGUUUUGUGGAGGAGGGCAUGGGUAUCCGUCUCUUUAAAAAACACCUUAAUGUCCAAAUGGUGAGUGGAGGUGAAAUCCGGACCCUUGAAGGUGGUAGUGUCCAGGAAGUCCACUGACGUGGGGCUGGUGGUGGACUUAAUGGUGAUACUGGGGUUGUGGGUAUUCAGGGUGUGGCGGAACCCCUCAAAUUCCUCCAUGGAAUGAGUCCACACCCCCCAGAUAUCAUCCAAAUACCUGAA